AUGACUCAAGAGCAACACAUACAAGUUUGUGUAUCAAAACAAACGGAGCAAACGAAGCAAGACUACCGUGUUCGAUUGACUUCAUCAGUUAAAUGCAUUCGGUUUCUUUUAUGGCAAGGACUUGUUUUUCAUGGACAUGAUGGAAGCUUUGACUCACUUAAUCGAGGAAACUUCCUUGAGGCUUUAAAGUUCCUUGCAGAUAAUAAUGAAGAUGUUGCCAAAGUAGUGAUACGAAAUGCACUUGAAAAUCACCAAAUGACUGCUCCUUGCAUUCAAAAAGAUAUAGCUAAUGCAAUUACAAGUGAGAUAACUCAAAUAAUAACCAAUGAUCUUGGUGAAGAUUUAUUUGGAAUAAUAGUUGAUGAGUCGAUAGAUAUAUUAGUUAAAGAGCAGAUGAUUGUAUUUAUUCAGUAUAUGGAUUCAAGUGGGCAAAUUAUUGAGCGCCUUCUUGGAAUCACUCAUGUACGUGAUACUACUUAUAUGUCUCUUAAAGUAGCCAUUGAAGAUCUUCUAACAAAGCAUGGAUUAAGCAUUUCAAGAAUACAAGGCCAAAGCUAUGAUGGAGCAAGUAAUAUGUGA
Messenger RNA from Ipomoea triloba (trilobed morning glory), 579 nucleotides. RefSeq lists its product as uncharacterized. The record is from RefSeq and is a predicted model, not a curated record. The transcript has a single exon. Lineage: Eukaryota; Viridiplantae; Streptophyta; Magnoliopsida; Solanales; Convolvulaceae. The coding region runs from base 1 to 579 and encodes 192 amino acids.